Molecule: messenger RNA, 1012 nt
Organism: Chinchilla lanigera (long-tailed chinchilla)
Lineage: Eukaryota; Metazoa; Chordata; Mammalia; Rodentia; Chinchillidae
Gene: Bad
Product: BCL2-associated agonist of cell death
Exons: 4
Coding region: 188-676 (162 amino acids)
Biological process (GO): apoptotic process
Source: RefSeq, a predicted model, not a curated record
UGAGCGCAGGCACCACGGGCGGGGCAGGUUAGGGCCUCUUUGGAGGCCCGGGGCGAUCCUGGGACACCAGGCCCCUGAGCGGAAAAUUGGGGCCUGUGCGGGCAGCCUGACGCCCCUGCCCGACCAGAUGCUGCAGACAGAUGAGGGCUUGGAGGAAGGGCAGGCUUGGGAGCGCUAAGCCCAGAGCAUGUUCCAGAUCCCAGAGUUUGAGCCAAGUGAGCAGGAAGACUCCAGCUCUGAAGAGAGGGGCCUGGGCCCCGGCCCCACGGGGGACCGGCUAGGCAGCAACACAGCAGGAGGCUUCCUGGGGGACACCAGUCACCAGCAGAGGCAGCUGAGAAGCAGCAGCCACCAUGGAGGCGCUGGGGCUAUGGACACCCGGAGUCGCCACAGCUCAUAUCCCACAGGGAUGGAGGAAGAGGAAGGGAUGGAGGAGGAGCCCAGUCCAUUCCGGGGCCGCUCGCGCUCGGCGCCUCCCAACCUCUGGGCUGCACAGCGCUACGGCCGAGAGCUCCGGAGGAUGAGCGAUGAAUUCGUGGACUCCUUCAAGGGUCUUCCUCGCCCGAAGAGCGCGGGUACAGCGACGAAGCUGUGGCAGAGCUCCAACUGGACACGCGCCAUCCAGUCCUGGUGGGAUCGGAACUUGGGGAGAGGAGGCUCUGCCCCCUCCCAGUGAACUUCCGCCCCUCAUUCCCGGAACCCCACCCACUCCAGUCUCUGUUGACGGCCUUCUUGGGUGUGGGCGGAAGUCUUCCAGGCCUUGCACGAGAGGAUCUGUUCUAUCCCUUUCGUAGGGAAGCGGUCUGAGUUAGAACCCGGAAGUCUUGAAGGUUCCGAGCGCCGCCGCCGGAAGUCUCCCAGUCACUGCGCUUGGUAUCCACAGCGCCUGCGCCGAGAAGCGCGCUAAGAUUAACCAUUCUGCUGCCAGCGUCUUUUCUGCGGUGAUGCUUCACACCUGUGCUCGCCGCAAACGUCUUAAUAAAGACCGGCCUGUGCCGCCCCGUGUCACGUC